CUGGGCCUGUCAGAGUGGUAACCAGCAUAUAGACUCGGCACAUGUAUAAUUCAGCAUAUAAUUUAGCAUAUAACAAUACUUUUCACCCACCGCAAUCCAACUUACUCUUCUAGCAUGGCGGUAACUACACUAGCCAAGGCAUCGCGAGUGACAAUAUCAUGAGUUUACGAGAACUCAUAGCUUGAGACAAUAUGUUCCACUCGAUCUUCUUGCUGUCAACUCUCUUCGCCGCCGCCCUCGCGGCAGGCAUUCCUUCUCCACUAAUACAAAGGCAAGAUGCCUGCGCCGGCGACAAGUCCACCACGGGAUACUGCAACACCUUGUCAUACACAGACAGAACCGGCACCUCAUCAACAUCAGCGCCGUCCUCUUCAGACUGCCAACAAACUUGCCGAGGCGUAUUAGGGGAUGCUGGCGACUGGGGCGUGGACUUCACAGAUAGGCCGGCGGGCUAUCGUGACAACCUCUACCUAGGUCCUUGCGAGUUUGGCAUCUCACGAGAAACAGACGGGGAUAACGCAGGGUUCGAGUUUUCAAUGCAUAACCAGGAUAUUGUGGAUGUCAUCGACGAGGUCAUCAAGAGGUAUGCGGGCCAACACGAUGGAAAGAUGCAGGCGGAGGGCACGAUGGAGUGUUCGGGCCAUGUGGUUCGCUGGUAUGUUGGUUAGGUGGUCAAGAGCUGGAGGUCAUAGUCAAAUGGACAUGAGUAAUGACAAAAGACAUAAUUCGUCCGAUGAUGUUUUUUUUGGCGGCGGGGACCUUUGACGAGUUGGUGCCGGCUGGAGGAAGAGUCUAUUUUAUGACGUAUAAAGAAGAUAUGGCCGCUAGGCCGGGGGCGUUCAUAGAUCCCGUGGGAGUGAAUUCAAUGGGACGUGGAAGUUGUUGGUUAGCACACAGACUGAGUCUUGGUCUUAUUAUCUUCAUAUUGAGUAUCACGAUAAUAAUGCAACUUUUUUUAUAAAUACCCUAAUAAACCCUAGUUAUGGUCCUAUGGGUGUGUUUACGUAGCAAAUUAGUUGUACAAGAAACUAACAUUCAAA
Messenger RNA from Daldinia decipiens, 1040 nucleotides. RefSeq names its product putative necrosis-inducing factor-domain-containing protein. Lineage: Eukaryota; Fungi; Ascomycota; Sordariomycetes; Xylariales; Hypoxylaceae. The record is from RefSeq and is a predicted model, not a curated record. The coding region runs from base 192 to 668 and encodes 158 amino acids. The transcript has a single exon.